Molecule: messenger RNA, 1586 nt
Organism: Effrenium voratum
Lineage: Eukaryota; Dinophyceae; Suessiales; Symbiodiniaceae
Source: the annotation of a GenBank genome assembly
AGCAUUUUUGGCCCGGACGUAAGCCACGGAAAACACGUGCGCAUAAGAUCGCACAAGCCGUGCCUUAGCUUGUGGAGAUGACGCCAUGCGUGCCAGCCAUGGGACCAAUGCUAGCCGUGCAAGCUAUGCAGAUGAAGGGGCAGCCAGCCGCGCAGAUGAACGUCGUGGCAAUGAUGCCGGGCCAGUGCAUCGUUGCGAUGCGCGUGCACACGGAAACCGUCAAGGACAGCGGAUUCAGACCGAUGCCUUCCACGCCUUCCACGGGGACUCCGCCAAGCACUAGCGAUGAGGAAGCUGAGGACCUUGACAACCGGCAAAGGCGAAAGCCUGCAACGAAGCCCCGAAGUUGGCAGCCAGGUCCUGUCGCAGCGGGCUUGGUGCGCAAUCCAGCGGCAGAUUUCUUUGCGCAACAUUCCCAGGAAAGGCUCCAGAGGCAACUGCAGGGAGACCGGCAGGAGGUAACAAAGGCCUUGGGAGCUUUGAAGGGCCACGUUUGGGACCUGUCUUGCCACCAAGCGGGCUGCCGCUUGGUGCAACUGGCCUUGGAGAGCGCGAGCCAGCAGCAGGCGAGCGAGUUGGCCAGCGAGCUCAAGGGCCACGUGCAGCAAGCGAUGGCCUCGCCCCAUGCCAACUACGUGGUGCAGAAGAUCGUGACACGACUGCUUUGGAGCUCGUGCAGCUUCGUGGCAGAGGAGCUGCUGCGGGCCGCGGUGCAGAUGUCGCAUCAACGAUUUGGCUGCCGCAUCUUUUGCCGGCUGCUGGAGUUCCACGCCAGGCAAGACACCGCGCUGCGGCUGGUGGACGAGAUCUUGCAGGAGGCAGCUGAUUUGUGCUGCCACCCCUUCGGCCAUCACGUGGUGCAGAGCAUUCUGGAAGAACACGGGUUUGAGCAGCAUUGCGAUGUGGUGGCGCAUGUCAUCGGAUCAGAUGUGCUGGCCUUCGCCAAAGACCAGAACGCCAGCUACCUGGUGGAGAAGGUGCUGUGCACGUCUUCGCUCGCCUAUCAGGAGGCCCUGCUUGCGGCGCUGCGGCCAUUCCUGGCGCACCUGGCCGUGUCCCGCUUCGGGUGCUACGUCGCCAGGGCCGUGGUGGAGCAUCCCAGGACCCACCGGGCAACCGCCUUGGAGGAGAUCCGCAUGUGCCUGCCCGAGCUGAGGAAGACCAAGCAUGGGCAACUUCUGAUGGCCGACCUGGGCUUUGUGAGGCGCUUUCCCAGGAAGCCAUCGAACUAAGUUGGGGGAGUUGUCUCCCACAAUUUGUUCAGCGAUUUCCUGCGAGCAUGUGAGGCAUGCUUGCACGGAGCAGAUACCCCCCAGUUAAGUUUCGUGUUAGUGGGUAGUGUGUGGGAGGGUAAGUGCUCACCAACUUGUUGGUGCAAUAUGCCUUUCUCUCACGACUUUGUCAAACUCAUGGCACCUGAAGUGGCAAUCGUGCGUCAUUUAAAAGAGUUCAGGCCAUCUCAGCAGCAUGGGCCCUGAGUUUGGAGACAAGUCGCCAAUACAAAGCGCUCUUCAGCGUUGCCCAGCCUCCCGUGCUUUGGCACACGCGCACUUAAAUCGUUCCUGGCAUGUCAUAUUGUGUCAUCA